This is a messenger RNA of Pocillopora damicornis (cauliflower coral), 2026 nucleotides long. RefSeq lists its product as uncharacterized. Gene Ontology annotation, cellular component: U12-type spliceosomal complex. Lineage: Eukaryota; Metazoa; Cnidaria; Anthozoa; Scleractinia; Pocilloporidae. The record is from RefSeq and is a predicted model, not a curated record.
UCUGAAAUAAACGCCUGAUUUAGAAAGCAGAAGUACUUUUCACCAAGUUCAGUGCAACAGGUAGGCGCCAUCUUUGUUUUCUUCAGACUGGUAACCACCCUUAGCUAUGUAACCUGGCUUGUCAAUGAAAUCCAACAUGGCGGACGGCUCACGCUUUCCGCCAUCAAACUUUCCACCUCAAAAUAUUCGCAUUCCAGCGCCAUUCACCAAUGAAAUUUCUUCUUCAUGCACAAAUCGUCUGGGUUUACCUCAAAAUCAAUUUUUCCCACAAUCGCAUCCGUCUACAAGCAAUUCAGUGCAUGGACAUAUUUCACAGAAACUACCAGCGAAUCCGAGUCACAACAUGGCUUACUACAAUGUGCAGAGAUUUCCAAAGCCUCCGUUCCAGCAAAAUCACGGCACUCUGCGACAAGGAAAGCAACCGAUGGCUGUGAAUAUGACGGAGAUGCAGCGACAUCCCUUUGCGGCCGGCCAGUUUACCACCGACAAACAACGGCAUGUACAAAAUUCAAGCCCUAACUCUCAUUAUGAACCUUUCUCUGGCCAUGGGCAAAUACAGCUUCAUCCAAGAAGUUCUCAGACUAAUAUGAACAAUAAUAUAGCGCAUAAUUCCUCAUCUUUCUCUCCUGGAGCUCGGCAAAUUUCAAACCUCAAUCCAUUACCAGCUGCAAGCAAAGUUUCAGUGAAACAUGAAAAUUCUUCUUUCAAUUCCUUUACUGAAUCAUUGCCAGGACCAUUUCCACAGCCCAUUUCUGGGUCACAUGUGCUAGCACCUAUCCAGUUUCCUCCAUCAGUACCAAACAGCAACCCAGCAAUGCACCUAACAGCACCUCCAUCAUUACCAAACAGAGUCCCUUCAUUGCACUUGGCAGCACCUGUGCUUCCAGCCCAUCAACCUUUUGACAGGGUCCAGGAAUUCUCAAGCCAGGACAGAAUAAAUACAUUUUUAAAAGAAAGAGGAAUUAGUAAACAGGACAAACAACAGACAAUAAAGAGUAGCUUGAAGUUACAUACAGCAAAAGAUCUGUUGGUAGAAUGGUUGCAGCUGAUAUCUGAGUUGUCUCUUCAAAGGGACAAAUUAGCUGAACUUGCCUUAAGUCAAAAUGAACUUGAAUGGGAUCAGGAACUGGAGAAGGCUCAAGUCCUAAAGGCAAGGAUUGAGCAAAUCCAAGCUUACUUUUCCUCUUCCAAAGAAAUGAAAAAGCUGGAGGAACAAGUUUUGAAAAGGAAAAAGAAAAGGGAAUGGCAGAGAAGAAGAAGAGAAGAAGAUUAUUUGCAGAAGCAGGAAUCAGAAGAGAGAAAAAAGAAGCUCCAUAAGAAAAUUGAUGAGUGGAGGUCGCAGAUUAUAGCAAAGGAUGAAGCAAAGAGAAGGGCUGAAUCAAUGAAGCAUGAAGCUGGAGGAGUAUUAGGAGAGGUGAAACGGAAACAAACUGAAGCAACCAAAGCUGUUGAUCUUUUGAGAGCUUUGAGAAAACUUAGAGAAGCUAGAAAACAAGAGGCUGAAGUCAAAGGGGUUUACCUCAAACCCACAGAGGAACAGAACAGAAGGUUUGACGAGAGAGUGAAGUGGCUUGAGGACGUCAUGGUGAGAAGAGAAGAACUGUAUGAAGCUGAAGAAAAGACUUUACAGGUCAUGUUGGCUGAAGAGGAGGAGGAGAAGGAGAAGGAGCGACGAGAAAUGCAAAGAAAAAAGCAAGAAUCUUUAGGUUUGUCAGAUCCAAUGGACUGGUUCCACAGCUACUACAGUCAAGCUGAGAGUGAUCUUCAAUCCUUACUACAAAUAAGGCGGCAGUGGGAUGCGUUCCUGGUACCCGAGAUGUUCCCAGGGGCGUCUCGUAUCCCCGACGGGUGUGUAACCCCCACGGAACCUUCGUCAGAGUUGUGGGCUACAGCACUUAUCGACAAGGGCUAGUUCAUGUCUAGCCCUUCAAAUUUAGCAAUAAAUUAUAGAAAUUCUAUCUCUGUUAGGGCAUUGUUACUUUAUUUCUGCGUUUGCGUAUAACUUAUCAAUAAAUUUAUUUUUUCA